CUUUCCUUCCCAAGCACCGAGGAGGCCCCAGCUCCCUAGGGGCUGAGAAGCUGGAGCCUUGGCAAGGGGGGAGGAGCUGAGCCACGAUCUCUGCAAGACCCCCACCCUCGUCCCCCCAGGAAACAUGAACAGGAAAGACAGCAAGAGGAAGUCCCACCAGGAAUGCACGGGGAAGACAGGGGCACGGGGCCGGCCCCGACAAGCCCGCCGCCACAAGACAUGCCCCACCCCCCGGGAAAUCAGCAAGGUCAUGGCCUCCAUGAAUCUGGGCAUGCUGAGCGAGGGCGGCUGCAGUGAGGAGGAGAUGCUGGAGAAAUGCAUCCAGUCCUUCGACUCCACUGGCAGCCUGCGCCAUGGGGACCACAUUCUUAACAUGGUGCUGGCCAUGCACAGCUGGGUACUGCCUUCCGCCAACCUUGCUGAGCGUCUGCUGACCUUGUACCAGAAGGCUGCAGAGGACACACAGGAGCUGAGGCGGCUGCAGAUCUGUCACCUGGUCAGGUACUGGCUCACUCAACACCCAGAGGCGGUGCACCACGAGCCCCAGCUAGAAGAAGUCAUAGGUCGUUUCUGGGCCACUGUAGCCCAGGAGGGCAACUUGGCCCAGAGGAGCCUGGGAGAUUCUUCCAACCACCUGAGCCCUGGUGGCCCCGGGCCCCCGCCCCCCAUGAGCAGCCCAGGCCUGGGCAAAAAGUGCAAAGUGUCCCUGCUUUUCGACCACUUGGAGGCGGGGGAGCUGGCUCAGCACCUCACUUACCUGGAGUUCCGGUCCUUCCAGGCUAUCACGCCUCAAGACCUGCGAAGCUACGUUUUGCACGGCUCGGUGCGGGGCUGCCCGGCCCUGGAGGGUUCCGUAGGCCUCAGCAACAGCGUGUCCCGCUGGGUGCAGGUCAUGGUGCUCAGCCGUCCCGGACCCGCACAGCGCGCGCAGGUGCUGGACAAGUUCAUUCAGGUGGCACAGAGUCUCCACCAGCUGCAGAAUUUCAACACCCUGAUGGCGGUCACAGGCGGCUUGUGUCAUAGUGCCAUCUCCAGACUCAAGGACUCCCACACCCACCUGAGCCCUGACAGCACCAAGGCCCUGCUGGAACUGACUGAGCUCCUCGCCUCCCACAACAACUACGCCCGCUACCGCCGCGCCUGGGCUGGCUGCACCGGCUUCCGGCUGCCAGUGCUGGGUGUGCACCUCAAGGACCUGGUGUCCCUGCAUGAGGCACAGCCUGACAGGUUGCCUGAUGGCCGCCUGCACCUACCCAAGCUGAACAGCCUCUACCUGCGGCUGCAGGAGCUGGCAGCCCUCCAGGGGCAGCAGCCGCCCUGCAGUGCCAAUGAGGACCUGCUGCAUCUGCUCACGCUUUCCUUGGAUCUCUUCUACACGGAGGAUGAGAUCUACGAGCUUUCUUACGCCCGGGAGCCCCGCUGUCCGAAGAGUCUGCCACCCUCCCCCUUCAAAGCACCUCUGGUGGUAGAGUGGGCCCCUGGUGUGACACCCAAGCCGGACAGGGUCACCCUGGGUCGGCACGUGGAGCAGCUGGUGGAGUCCGUAUUCAAGAAUUAUGACCCUGAAGGCCGAGGAACCAUCUCUCAGGAGGACUUCGAGCGGCUCUCGGGCAACUUCCCCUUCGCCUGCCAUGGGCUUCACCCACCUCCCCGCCAGGGGAGAGGCUCCUUCAGCAGAGAGGAGCUGACAGGGUACCUGCUCCGGGCCAGCGCCAUCUGCUCCAAGCUGGGCCUGGCCUUCCUGCACACCUUCCAUGAGGUCACCCUCCGCAAGCCCACCUUCUGUGACAGCUGCAGUGGCUUCCUCUGGGGUGUCACCAAGCAAGGCUACCGCUGUCGGGACUGUGGGCUGUGUUGCCACAAACACUGCAGAGACCAAGUGAAGGUGGAGUGUAAGAGGAGGCCAGGGGCCAAGAGCGAUGUGGGUCCCCCAGGAGCCCCAGUCCCGCCCACACCAAGUCCCCCUGCCAGCUGUGGCUCUGAGGAAAAUCUCUCCGACACACUAUCCCUGGAACCUGAGACCGGGUGCCGCCUUCGCCAUGCUUGGACCCAGACAGAGGCCCCACUCCCUUCCAGGGAAUCAGAGAUGGUCCCCUGCCCAGAGAUGGCCCCAUCAUCCACCUUGUCCUCCAAGCUGGAUUCUUAGACAUCACUUCAGUCUCCUCUAUCCCUUCCCCCAGUCAGUCCCAAGUCCUGCCCUCAGCCUCCAGCAGGGCCCCCAAAGGCACUGCUCCCUCCCUGUUCACACUGUCUUUGGUGACAUGUCCAUCGUCUCUUACCCUGAAAGCUAUUUUCUUCUCUUGCAUCACAGAGGGUACUAAUCAUACUUCCCUCUUCCUGCAUUGAGUAUCUGUGUAGCUCUGUGUUGGUUAUAUUUAGAUUCAGGGAUCGUCUCACCACCUCCCUAAACUUCUAUUUCACAUAUGAGGAGACUAAGGCUCGGGGAGGUUAAGCUGCUGGCCCAAGGUGGCAGAGAUGCCAAGGAUUGGAGGCAGGACUCAAACCCAGGUCUUCUGUCAGCCUCUAAAACUGAAGCUCCUGACCAAUAUGCUACACUGACCAGGAGUCAGGAGGGGGCAAGGACAGAGCAGGUAGUUCCAGACUCUGGGCUUCCAGAGACGGGAGAGAAGGCUGAGAGGGGGAUGGAACAGGAGCCUGCAAACCCCUAAGUCAGAUCACAGCCCUCCUCUGCUCAGAGCCCUCCUAUGGCUCCUCUCAUCAGGGUAAAAGCCAGAGUCCUCACUGUGGCCCACAAAGCCCCACACAAUCCGCCUCAACACCUCUCUGACCUCACCCCCCAGCCCUCACCUCCUUACUCACCCUACUUCAGUUACGCUGGUUUUGAUGUUUCCUGAACAUGCCCAAAAUACUGCUACCUCAGGGCCUUUGCACUGGCUGUUCCCUCUGCCUGGAAUGCUCUUCCCGAGGCCCACCUGGCUCCCCCUUUGGGACUUUGCUCAAAUGGCCCCUUCGUGAAGCUUCCCUGACCAUACUCAAAGUCACAGUCCUCCCACAGUCCCCAUCCUGCCUCCCUGCUUUAUUUUCACAGAACUUUCCCCAUCUGACAAACUAGACAUCUUACCCGGUCCCCUUUUCAAUGUCUGCCUUUCCUCACCAGGAAUGUCAGCUCCAGGACAGCAGAGAUUUCUGUCUGUGUCUUUCCCUGCUGUGUCGCUGGUGCCUAGAACACGGCUGGCGAGUGUGGACACCAGACAAACAUUCGUCCAAUGCCUGAAUAUACCCUUCCCCCAACCCACAGGAAGGGACAGAUGUACUGCUGAAGAGCAAAGGACUUUGCAGGUUAGAGCCACAGGGGCCUGUCCAGACCCAGGGAGCAGAGACCCACACGCCCCCAGACCGAAGCACCCCAACCUGGCCCUGCAGAGAUAGGUCCUAUGGCUGUCAUAAAUUAAAUUUAUUUUUCAGAAAACUCA
Messenger RNA from Lemur catta (Ring-tailed lemur), 3434 nucleotides. It is a transcript of the gene RASGRP4, whose product is annotated as RAS guanyl releasing protein 4. Bases 125 to 2146 code for a protein of 673 amino acids. NCBI's taxonomy places the organism in Eukaryota, Metazoa, Chordata, Mammalia, Primates, Lemuridae. The record is from RefSeq and is a predicted model, not a curated record. Gene Ontology annotation, biological process: positive regulation of GTPase activity; Ras protein signal transduction. The transcript has 17 exons. Gene Ontology annotation, molecular function: calcium ion binding; guanyl-nucleotide exchange factor activity. Gene Ontology annotation, cellular component: plasma membrane.